Molecule: messenger RNA, 825 nt
Organism: Rotaria socialis
Lineage: Eukaryota; Metazoa; Rotifera; Eurotatoria; Philodinida; Philodinidae
Source: the annotation of a GenBank genome assembly
AUGGCUUUACGUAAUUUAACACGUGGCUUAUUUCAAUUAGCUACGCAUCGAAGAUUUUAUUCAUCGAUUCAACAGCAAGUUUUCACGCGAAAACUAGUAUUGAAUAAUCAACGAUUUACAUCUGUUCGAUCAUUUUCAUCAGUACAAACGAAUGAAAAAGCUUAUAAAGAUUUAAAUCAAUUUCUCGAUAAAGAAAUUCAAUUGGAAAGAGUUGCACAAAAACAUCCAACUAAUUUACCAGCUAUUCAAGGUUUUGAGGUUACAACCGAGGGUCCUGAAGUAACAUUAAUACGUCAAUCAGGAAAGGAAAAAGUCACUAUUAAAUUUAAUGUGACAAAUACCGUUAAUGCAGCUGACUCUGAUGAUGAAGCCAAUUUACAUGCACCAGAUCGACAACAAUCCGAUGCUGAAGUCACACAGCCAUCAUCGCAAUUAAAAUCACGACCAACAUUCACUGUUGAUCUUAAUCGCGGUGGACAAACUUUAUCAUUUUUGUGUUCAUAUUUACCAUACGAUUAUCCAGAUGUACCAGAACAAAAUAAAGGCGGAGAAAAUCAUCCACAACCUGGAGAAAAUGAGAAUGAAAAAUUAGAAGAUUUUCAAAUUGAUGAAUUUGCUAUUCACGAGGGUGACUGGAAUGAGAGUGUUUAUAGCGCUGAUUGUGCUGUUAUUGAUGGAGAACUUUAUGAUAAAUUACUUAAUUUACUUGAAGAACAUGGUAUUGGUGAAGACUUUGCUAAUCAAUUAAUAGACUUUUCAACAGCCUACGAACAUCGUCAAUAUAUUGGUUUACUUGAAAAAUUACAAAAAUUUUCGAAAAAGUAG